Molecule: messenger RNA, 1714 nt
Organism: Phasianus colchicus (ring-necked pheasant)
Lineage: Eukaryota; Metazoa; Chordata; Aves; Galliformes; Phasianidae
Gene: CAVIN4
Product: caveolae associated protein 4
Biological process (GO): regulation of gene expression
Cellular component (GO): cytoplasm; caveola
Source: RefSeq, a predicted model, not a curated record
CUGCCAAAGAGAGGCAAAAUGGAGCGCCGGGAGAUCACUCUGGAGGCUGACAGACUCCACCAAAACCGCCUGUCGAGCGUCACUGAGGACGAGGAAGAGCAGGACGCGGCAUACACCAUCGUGACGGUCCUGGACAAAGUGGCCAACAUCGUGGACAGCGUGCAGGCGAGCCAGAAGAGAAUAGAAGAGAGGCACAGAGAGAUGGAAAAUGCCAUCAAGACCAUACAGAUUGAUAUCUUAAAGCUUGCCCAGGCUCACGGCAACACUGGCUACACAGUAAACAAGCUGCUGGAGAAAACCCACAAGGUCAGCUCCACCAUGAAGGAAGUGCGUGCGCGGGUGGAAAGGCAGAGCGCCAAUGUACGGAAGGUGCAGACAAAGCAAGAGGAGAUGCUGAGGAAAAACAAAUUCCGGGUUGUGAUCUAUCAGGAGGAAACCGAGUGCCCUUCAUCUCUCUCUGUUAUCAAAGAGCAUACAGCUGGUGAAACUUUCGAGGAUGACUUCCUCCCACCUGAUGAUCUGUCUUCUGAUGAAGAAUACUAUAUUGAAGAGAGCAAAGCAGCUCAGUUCAAGAAAUCAGGGAUGAGGCGCAUAGAUGAUAUCAAAAAGGCAUUUUCAAGAGAAAAUAUCCAAAAGACGAGGCAAAAUUUUGGCAAGAAGGUAAAUAGGCUUCGAACUAGAAUCGUGACCCCUGAAAGGAGGGAGAGGAUCAGGCAGUCAGGAGAGAGACUGAAACAAUCUGGGAUACGGAUCAAGAAAACCAUCUCACAGGCAGCCCCGACAAAGGAGACGUUCAAGAUCCACAAAAAAAACAAAGAGCGAACGGUAGCUGAGGGCCAGGAGGGGAGUCAGGAGGCUGGUGUGCACAUAGCCACCGAGCUCACGGCCGCUGAGCCCUUCACUGAGGAGAUCUCCUAUACAGAAGUGAUCACGAAGGUAAAGAAAGACAAGAACAGCACACCAAGAGGUGCUGCCCAGACAGCUGAAAGAGGAGUGAUGACGAUCCCAGAAGUGGUGCUUAAGCAGGAAGGAAAAGAAGGAGGGGGUGGAGGUGAUGAUGUCCCCUUGCUAGACUUGAAGCAAUCAUUGUAAGGAAUUGAUGAACAAACACCCCAUACUGUCCUCAGGCACAAGAGAGAACACAGGCUGUAUGCCCUCAGUUUUAGAAAAAUGUGUGAAUUUUUGUUCUAUCACAAAACGUGUAUUGAUGUUGUUCUAUCAUCUACGUGGGUAUCUGUAGUGUUGUUGUCCUGACAGGAGCAAAGCCACACCAGCUGAACAUAGGGACUGCCCCCAGAGAGUGCCAGCAGCCAGCAUUAGCCCAUAUGGAACCCAUGCGAUGUGGCAAAGGGAGAUGGAAAUCUGCUCUGUUUUCAAGACUGAAUUAGCAUUCAUUUAAACAGCCUAAUUACUCUCUUCAGUUUUGUGUACAACAUUAUAAAAAUGUCUUCCAUAAUCUCAUACCAAUUCUUUGCCUCAGAAAAUGAUAAUGAAGCUAUUACAUCAUAUUAGCAGAAGGAAGAGCUAUGAAAAAUGUCCAUUCAGCAGUAUAAAUCUUUUCAUUUUAGGGCCCUCACUGCAACAGCAGGAGGAAGUUCCUGCCUUAUUCGGGGUGGGACAAAACAUAGAAAGAAUAAUAGUUUUUUUGCAUUUCUUCUCAGUGGAAAAGAUAAGAUUCUGAAGUGCUUAAAGAUUAUUUCUAGCGUUCUGGAAG